This is a messenger RNA of Solanum verrucosum, 1092 nucleotides long. RefSeq names its product NAC domain-containing protein 1-like. Gene Ontology annotation, molecular function: DNA binding. The record is from RefSeq and is a predicted model, not a curated record. The transcript is spliced from 4 exons. The coding region runs from base 1 to 1092 and encodes 363 amino acids. Gene Ontology annotation, biological process: regulation of DNA-templated transcription. Lineage: Eukaryota; Viridiplantae; Streptophyta; Magnoliopsida; Solanales; Solanaceae.
AUGUCUGUAGAAGAUGAAGAAUGGAAGCAACAAAUCCCACCGGGUUUCAAGUUUUGUCCUUCUGAUGAAGAGAUACUACAAUAUUAUCUUCUUCGUCAUGUCACCAGAAACUAUAUCCCGCCCGAAAUAAUACCUCUAGUCGAUCUCUACGAAUGUAACCCUGAUCACCUUCCAGGAGUUAAUAUGGACGGGGAGUAUACGUACUUCUUCACGAAGAGAGAUCGAAAAUAUGUAAAUGGAAAAAAAAACACUGCUCGGGUUACAAGAGACGGAAUAGGAUAUUGGAAAUCAACAAGCAAAAAAACUACAGUAUUUGCUCAAGAUGGCUCUGAGUUGGGUAAAAAAACCACACUUAAAUAUCAUUUUAAAAACUCAGCAGGCGGCAAAGUGGAUAUUCCCGCAGAAUGGAUAAUGCACGAGUAUGUAAUUUCUAACAAGCUCGUCUAUCCCUCAAUAUCAUCAAAAGAGGACGAAUAUUACGAGGAUAUUGCAGCCUGCAGAAUUUAUAAGAAAAAAUCAGAAAUCAAAGAGCAAAGGAACUUGAUUAAUUCUUUAAUUGGGCCCAAUCUCUUCACGACUGAUCAUAACAAUGGAGAACCACAACCAUCACUAAAGCGAAAAUUCGAAACCCUAAUCACAUCUGAUCAACCACAUGAUACAACCAUGAAUAUGAAAUAUCUAUGUGAUAGCCAUGCUGCAUUAAUAUUGGAUGGUAUGAGAACCACUUACGAGAUUGGCCAAACAUCAAAUACUAAGUCAGUACCACAUGAGAUUGACCAAACAUCAAAUACUAACCCAACACCACUUGAGAUAGGCCCAACAUCAAAUACUAACUCAACACCAUUGGAGAUUGGCCAAACAUCAAAUACUAAUUCAACGCCACCUCAGGACAAUAUUGUGCUAACGGGAGAAGGGGUGUAUGUGGGUCCUACUGAUCAAGCCUCGUCGAAUAUUUACCAAAAUCAGAGUAAUGAAAGGAAAAUUGAAGGAACUAAUCUUGAUUUUGAUUUGGAUGGAUUGGAUGACAUAUUACUCAAUAGGUCACCCCCAGAUGAGUCAUUUGAGAAAUACUGGCAAUCUCUUGGAAUUUGA